UUCUGCCGGCAGCAUGGCUUCACAGAAGCGCCAAGGCUCAGGGGAUGACACAAACACCCCAAACAAGAAACGUCAGAAACAAAAUGAUUCUGAUAGGUCAUCUGGAAUAUUCUCUGGUCUAAGUGUCUUCAUGCUCCAAGCAGGUCUUGGGAAAGCGAGGACAGACAUCUUCAAGAAGCAAUUGGUGAAACAUGGAGCUGUGGUGAAGCCAGCCGUAGAUGACCAGACAACCCAUGUCAUUGUCGAUGAGGAGAUGACAUUCCCAAGGUUUUGCCGGAUCAUGAAGUACGAGGAGUCUCAAGUAACCGAUCGACUGAAGAUCAUCAAAGCCCGAUGGUUGAGCUCUUGCCUGUCAGAAGCGUCAUUGGUGGAUCUUGAAGAGUUCAUCCUUGCUCCUGUGAGGUCGGAAAAGUUCAAGUUAUUCACGCCGCCGAAAGAAGAGACGAAAAGUAAGAGUGAGGACAUGGAGAGCCGUGACGGCAAGCCAGAGCCUCUCCAAGUCCAAGGUUCAAACAUGCCGGGAACAUCAAAGCAGAUCCCUGGUACGGGAGCAUCCACAGUGACUACAAGUCCCUCCAAGAGGGUUGCAGCGAGGGGCUCUGACAGUGAUGAUAGCAACUAUGUACCCAGUGAUGAUGACGAUGAUGGAGGAGGGAGCGGUGAUAAGGAGGAGUCAAGAGGGAAAAUAUUUUCUUCAGAUGCAGACUCGUCUUCUAAUGUUUCUACUCCAAACACCUCACCAUCCAAACUGCCAAGAGGAAACUGGGUUUGUUCUCGGCCAUCAACAGCUUACAAGGAAACUCACAACCAGCACAUCACAGAGAAACUAGAGGUUUUAAUGAAAGCCUACGAGAACACCCAGGACAGAUGGAGAGCUCUUGGGUACAAGAAAGCUAUAUCUGCACUCAAGAACUAUGGCAAGGACGUCACAACGUGGGAAGAAGCCAGUGCCAUCCCUGGGAUCGGAACCAAGAUGGCCGACAAGAUCUUGGAGAUCAUAGAGAGCGGGCACCUGAGGAAGAUAGACCAUGUCUGUAAGGGAGAGGACAUGGAGGCCAUAGAUCUCUUCAAUAAUGUAUGGGGAGCCGGACCUACGGUGGCCAGGGAGUGGGUGCAACAGGGUUUCAGGACCUUAGAAGAUUUGAGAGAGAAAGCCAAGUUGAGCAAACAGCAGCUGAUAGGUCUGAAACACUAUCAUGAGUUCCUUGAAAGAAUGCCCAGGCAAGAAGCAGGAGAUAUUGAAAGGACUGUUCGAGAAACUGCCGAAUCCAUGUUUCCUGGUAUGCUGGCGGUGGUGUGCGGAUCGUAUCGUCGAGGGAAAGUGACCUGCGGGGACGUGGACGUCCUCAUCACGCAUCCCGACGGAAAGUCUCACAAGGGGGCGCUCUCCAAGAUCCUAGAUGCCUUACGACAGACUGGUAAGUUAACUUGUUUUGUGUGUGUCCUGGGGGUUGUUUCAUAAAGCUGUUUGUAA
Messenger RNA from Strongylocentrotus purpuratus (purple sea urchin), 1474 nucleotides. RefSeq names its product DNA polymerase lambda (gene poll). The transcript has 6 exons. Gene Ontology annotation, biological process: double-strand break repair via nonhomologous end joining. NCBI's taxonomy places the organism in Eukaryota, Metazoa, Echinodermata, Echinoidea, Camarodonta, Strongylocentrotidae. Gene Ontology annotation, cellular component: nucleus. Gene Ontology annotation, molecular function: DNA binding; DNA-directed DNA polymerase activity. The record is from RefSeq and is a predicted model, not a curated record. The coding region runs from base 14 to 1462 and encodes 482 amino acids.